Paramecium pentaurelia is the source of this 1059-nucleotide messenger RNA. NCBI's taxonomy places the organism in Eukaryota, Ciliophora, Oligohymenophorea, Peniculida, Parameciidae. The record is from the annotation of a GenBank genome assembly.
AUGAUAAUUAUUUUAAAAUUAUGGAAUAUUCAAUAUCAUAUAUUCCUUAUAUGUGAAAAAAUAAAAAAUAAUGUAUCCAAUAAAUAUUUUAAAUAAAGAAAUAAUAUUGUACAUAAUUAUCCUUGUGGCACUUUUUAUUUUGAAACCUUUAUUCUAAGUGUUCAUGAAGAUAAAAACGGAAAGAAAAUUUAGUUGAUGUACUAUCCUUUAUUGGGAAAAAUUAUUUAAUUCAAAAGAGGAUUAAAGCUACACAAAAAUAUACUAUAUUUUGAGAAAUUGAUUCCUUAAAUGAAUCCUGAAAUUUAAGUGAGUAAUACAUUCUUCAGUGUGAAAUAUGAUUUUUUUAAUAGAACAUGUCAAAUUCAUAAUAUAGAAUUAGGAUCUUUAUAGAAAGUCAUUGAAAAUAGUAUUUGGUGAAAGAAUGUUUUAUUUAGUUAUAUAUUUGAAAUUAUAAAGGUUUUGGCAUUUCAAGAAGGAGAAGAUUGGAAAUUAGCUAAAGAGUGCUAUAAAAAUCUUUUGAAUUCAAAUAGCUUAGAGAAUUUACAAACAUAAACGAACCAAUCAAUAUAAUUAACUUAUCAGAUAGUAUUAUUGGAAAAGUAAUUACACAGUCGUUCUUUAGUUAAAGUUUCAAGGAAGUUAAAGGUAAAUAAUUCUUAUCUGAAUUUGUGGAUGUGAUGGUGAAGAUCCUUACUCUAUACAGAGAAGGAUCGAUUCGAUGUAUGACAAAACAUUUUAUAUUUGGUACAAGAGAUUAUCCUAAUUGAACCAUAUAUAAAAAGGAGCAUUAGCUUUUAAAAGACUGCAAGGAAUCAAAGACAUAUUGAGUGCUUCAAUUAAAGAAAGAUAAUAAAUGUAAAAUUAACCAGCAGAUUCUUUAAUAGCAUAUAUUAAUACAAUACGGAUAAAUUAUUAAUUAUUUUAGAACAAAAUCCAAAAUUAACUGAAGAGCAUGCAAUCCAACAAUAUAUGAUGUUAAUCUUUGUUGGUGUAGAUAAAACUAGUAAUCUGUUUGGAUCAUGUUGUUAUGCUUUGGCUAUUCAUUUUAAAUUUUAAUGA